This is a messenger RNA of Arvicanthis niloticus (Nile rat), 1590 nucleotides long. NCBI's taxonomy places the organism in Eukaryota, Metazoa, Chordata, Mammalia, Rodentia, Muridae. The record is from RefSeq and is a predicted model, not a curated record.
CAUGGGGCUCUACGCUACAGCCGCGGCGGUGCUGGCCGGCGUGGAAAGCCGCCAAGGCUCCCUCAAGGGGCUGGUGUAUUCCAGCAACUUCCAGAACCUGAAGCAGUUGUACGCGCUGGUGUGCGAGACGCAGCGCUACUCGGCCGUGCUGGACGCCGUGAUCGCCAGCGCCGGGCUCCUCCGCGCCGAGAAGAAGCUGCGGCCGCACCUCGCCAAGGUGCUAGUGUAUGAAUUGCUGCUGGGGAAGGGGUUUCGAGGGGGUGGAGGCCGAUGGAAGGCUCUGCUGGGCCGGCACCAGGCAAGGCUCAAGGCCGAGCUGGCCCGACUCAAGGUUCAUCGGGGUGUGAGCCGAAACGAAGAUCUGUUACAAGAGAGAUCCAAACCUGGCCAAGCCUACCAGGUACCACGGUUCGUGCGUGUGAACACACUCAAGACCUGCCCUGAGGAUGCGAUUGAUUAUUUCAAGAGACAAGGUUUCUCCUACCAGGGUCGGGCUUCCAGGCAGGGGAUGAGGCUACAGACCUGUCAUUCCAGCGCUGGGAAGCUGAGCCUGGAGGACUUGCGAAGUCUCAAAGGGCAACAUUUUCUUUUGGAUCCCUUGCUGCCCGAGCUCCUCGUAUUUCCUGCACAGACAGAUCUGCAUGAGCACCCGCUCUACCGUGCUGGCCAUCUCAUCCUACAGGAUAAGGCCAGCUGCCUCCCAGCCAUGCUGCUGUCUCCCCCACCAGGCUCCCAUGUCAUUGAUGCCUGUGCUGCCCCUGGCAACAAGACCAGCUACAUUGCAGCCCUUCUGAAGAACCAGGGGAAGAUCUUUGCUUUUGACCAGGAUGCUAAGCGGCUGGCAGCCAUGGCUACGCUGCUGGCUCGGGCUGGGGUCUCUUGCUGCGAGUUAGCAGAGAAGGACUUCCUGACAGUUUCUCCCUCUGACCCGCGUUACGGCCAGGUCCAGUACAUCUUGCUGGACCCUUCUUGUAGUGGCUCUGGCAUGCUGAGCCGGCAGCUGGAGGAACAUGGGGAAGGCACACCUAGCAAGGAGCGCUUGCAGGCCUUGGCAGGGUUCCAGCAGCGGGCUCUGUGCCAUGCACUCAGGUUCCCCUCUCUGCAACGCCUAGUCUACUCCACAUGUUCUUUUUGCCAAGAAGAGAAUGAAGACGUGGUCCAAGAGGCUCUACAGCAGAACUCGGGGACAUUCAGACUGGCUCCUGUUCUACCCACAUGGCCUCACCGAGGUCUGAGUACCUUUCCAGGGUCUGAGCACUGCCUCCGGGCUUCCCCCGAGACCACUCUCACUGGUGGCUUCUUCAUUGCUGUGUUUGAACGUGCAGAGGUAGUGCCGAGCCCAGCUCCACAGACCAAUGCAGUAGCUCCAGAACCUCUCAGCCAAGCCCCAAAGAGAAAGAGAAGACGCAGAGCAGCAGCAGGUGGCAGCACACAGCCAAGCACAUAGGCACUGAGUGCCCCACAGCCAGCAGAAUCAUCCUAGUGGGGACCCUGCUCAUCUGGGAGAGACAGUGAUAUCCUGGCACUCUGUCCUUCACUGGACAGUCCUCCCAGUCUUUGCUUCACAAAUAAAGGGCAAACUCAGAUUUA